Molecule: messenger RNA, 2262 nt
Organism: Parastagonospora nodorum SN15
Lineage: Eukaryota; Fungi; Ascomycota; Dothideomycetes; Pleosporales; Phaeosphaeriaceae
Exons: 1
Coding region: 1-2262 (753 amino acids)
Source: RefSeq, a predicted model, not a curated record
AUGAGUUCCGCAAACCGAGGGUGGUUGCAGGAGGGUAUGAUUCGCGGACACAUGCUGGGCAAGAACCUGCUGCCCGGCGACGAAGAGCUCGGCAAGAAGGACGACGACCACAGAUAUCUUCCCGCGCGGCGGACGGGCUGGUCGAUAUGGAACCACAGUUUUCGCUGGCGGCGGCGAAGGAUAUUGCUGGUUGUCGCAGGGCUGGCGCUGGUGUAUAUGAUUAUGAAUGGUGCUGGAAAUGUGUCAAGAAGAGCCAGCACGACGGGAUAUGAGGCGUCGUAUGCUUCCGAGGAUGGCAACGAACCGACCGGACCGCCCAGGGGAGUGCAGGCGCUGGACAAUACGACGCCGCAUACAUUCGACGGGCGCAUACGAUACUACCGCCUCGCGCGCUCUCUGCGCAAAUCUGCGGCGAGGACGGACGGAUACGAAGCAAUCAACCGGAACGUCCUCUUCGCCAUGGCGAGUUUGAAGAGCGCCGCGACUCUCCUGCCGAUGGUGUGCGAAAUGUCCAAGUGGAGUAGGAAUCACGUACACGCCGCCUUCAUGGGCAGGGAGGACAUCUCCAUCGACGACAUUCUGGCGAUAAACGGAGUGGACAAGGAAAAGUGUCCGGCCAUGUGGCAUGAUGCGCGGCCAGACUUUAUGGAGUACAGCAGCGAUGCGCGUGCCCAGUCGGCAGUCAUCGGCGGCAUGUCGCACAUCCAGAGCAUGGUGCAUCCGCAAGUCGCCAUCAUGGAUGACUCGACAUCUGAAGAGGGCUUUUUCGUGCAGGGCAUGCGGAAUAAGACCAACAAGCUGGGCAUCCCGCUCAUCGAGCUGCCGAAAGACAAAUGGGAAAACUUCAUGUGGAUGACACGGCUCGAUACAGGAUCUCUGCGGCACUGGCAUGAACCAACCGUGGAUAUUCUGAUACAAGUACCGCCCGAGUCGUCGAGCGUGCUGCGACUACUCAAGUCGAUCAAGGAUGCCGAUUACAGCGGUCUGAAGCCGCCGCGCAUCAUUCUGGAGCUACCAGCCCAACUGGACGAGUCAGUCAAGAAGCACAUCAAGAAGUUCAAAUGGCCGCCACACGAUGCUCACCCGCUUGAAUCGAGUGGCUUGGUCAUCAGACGGCGCAUCAACAGCCACCGCGCGACGCAAGAAGAUGCUGCGAUUCGCUUCUUGGAGCUCUUCUAUCCCACCAGUGCGAGCAAGUCGCAUGUCUUGCUACUUUCGCCCCAAGCACAGCUCUCGCCGUUGUAUUACCACUUUGUCAAGUUUGCGCUGCUCGAAUACAAGUUCUCCAGCUUUGGCGAGGAGGAUAGCGCCAGCCUGAUGGGCAUAAGCCUCGAGCUGCCACCAGUCCUGCUUGACGGCAAGACGCAGCUUACUCCACCGACCCUUGAGGACAUGAACACGAAUCGAUACAAAAGACUGUCCCAAAAUACGCGCAAUUCGCCUUUCCUCUGGCAAGCGCCGAACAGUCACGCGACACUCUUCUUCGGAGACAAGUGGGCAGAGCUGCACUCCUUCCUUAGCAACCGCGUUGUCAAACACCAAGACUCGCCCAAGACUACAUCCCGAAUCAAACUCGUCUCCGAAACACUUCCCGCGUGGACAGAGUACAUGCUCGAGUUCAUGCGCGCCCGAGCUUACGCGAUACUAUACCCCGCCAAGACUUCAGAGGCACUUGUCACUGUCCAUAAUGAGCUUUAUCACGCACCCGAAGAAUUCAGCCCAAGAUCAGAAGAAGAAAAGGAACAUCAAACGCAGUCGCUUGACGAGCCUUUCCUCCGCGCUGAGCAUCCUCAACGCCCCGUUAAGCAAGACGAGUCCAAACUCGUCCCCUACUCAAAGCCCCUCCACCUCGCGCUGCCCUUCGAAGGCGAUCUCCCCGAGGUUCCCCACCUCCCCCACCUUCUUUACAACGGUGAGAAGAUCCCUACUCCCAACAUCUCUCAAGUUGCACUGGACUACGCCAACCAAUUUCGGAGAGAAGUUGGUGGCUGUACGAUCCCCAAGGGAAAGCACCGGAAGAUUGUGCCUGGAGAGGCGGGCGACCUGUUUUGCUGGGGCGAUGAGGAGGAGAGCGAGUGGGUUGAUGAUGUUGAAGAGAAGAUUCUGAAGGCGCAGGCGAAGGAUUGGAUGAUGAAGUUGGGGGAUGAGGAUGAGCCUGCAACGGCGUUGCCUGAGGAAACAACUAGCACGAGUACGAGUACGAGGACGAGGAUGAGGGAGCUGAGUAGGCCUACUUUGGUGGUUGAGGCGGAUUAUGAUUAG